AAACCAUUAAAAAUAGCUAGUUAGAUGAUAUUAUUGAAAGAGCCUGGUUGCACGGGGAGGAGCAACAAGGAAAUGAGAAACUUGACCGUCAGGAGCUACCGGCUAGCUUCGUUCUCCUCGAUCUUUACAAAUCGUGGUAGGAAAGCUUAGAAGUAUGGGGUAAGAAGUGUCCUACGGGAGGGCAAUUGGUCGGCCAAAUAGCUUGACCCUGGGAGUCUACACUCUGGAGUGCGCCGUCAGCCGUCAUUCUAGCCCAGCCCAGCCAAGCAGCACCUUCGGGUUGGGCAAUCACUAUCAUGAUCCACCGAUCUUUUCCUCUGGCGGGCCCGUUCGCCCUGCGCGCGAUUACGUACUGAGGUUGGAGUUGGAUUUCACGGUUUUCUCAAGCUGUACCGCUCUCUGCACGUGACGAUCAGUAGGGAGUUACUAUUGAGGAUUAGUGUGACAGUUCUUGCAGAUUUCGAGGUGGUUGCUAGUGGGAGAAUUUGGCGGAGACGAUCUAGGGCAGAUGUUUCACCACGUCAGGUGUACGGCGGAGAAUAUAUGUUUCUCUUUUAAUUUAAGCCGCGGAUGAAUCAGAAGUUACCAGUGCAUUGGGGAUGAUUUUUGUCCAGUCUCUUCAUUUAGUAUUUUGUAGAUUAUACAUGUUGUUAGGCUAACACCAGUUAGGUAUCACAGUAGGAAGGGAGGAAUACCCAGAGAAGUCAGAAGAGAACCACAGCGCACAGAAAUAUUAACCUCAACAGCAAAAUAUUCUUUACGCUUUGCAUAGUACACAUUCUGUCAGGUUGUGGAGAUCGGUAUCUUUGUUCGCUGAGACAGCACUGUACUUCCUUGUCCUUUGCUUCUAUCGACUAUGAAAGAAGAGAGUAGAGUAGCUCCAGCCUGCACGGAGAUGAGAUUGUGGCAGUCAAAAAUUAUAUGACGAUGAGAGUCACCACAACUGUUGAAGCCGGCGGCUUGGCUUGGGCAGCAUGAUAUUCUUGUGUGUUGUAUUGCAAUGGAGACUAAGGGUGUAUGAAAAGGGGAGGUGAAACAGCAUCUGCGAAUGUCUCGAUCCAGAGAAAAGGAUUUCCUGUGAUGGGCACGUUUUUCUAAAACGAAAGCAACCUUAGGGAAAUCUAAAUGGCUUGGAUAUGGAUAUUGCUGUUUUGAGAUGGACGAAUGCGUCACGUAAGUGGGUUGUGUCUUGCCUCUUCGUUUGCUUUCCUAAGGUCGAUCUCAGAGUUCAGUAGUAAGUAAUCCAUAUGAAAUGAUGAUGAUGAUGAUGAUGCAGUAGUAGAUCUACGGGUAUUGUGGUGUGUAUUAUGGAGCACCCAAAUGCAGAGAGCUCCUCUUCACUUUACGGUGUGAACAUGGGUGAGUACGGAGACGCGGGUGUGAGCUCCAUGAUGGCCAUCAUGACGGCACACCGUCCCCACGGCGACGGCGAGAGCAUCAUGACGAGGAGAAUGCCGGUUCAGAACAACUCGUACGUAGCAUUUCACGGCCAGGCCGCUCAAAGCCUUGUGUCUGCGCCGCCCAUGUUGCAACGCCAUUCACAGUCGGUAAUGGAACACCAGUUGACCGGCAAAACGGUUUCUUCUGUGCCGCUGGUUAAGAUGGAGGGGGGCUGCCAUAACCUUCCUGGCCGGUUUGAAUUUCACAGAGAACUGGCUGUAAAUUGUUUUGGAGAGUCGUCGUCCACCCAGUUGGGCAGCCAGUCGGUCACUUCCUUGGCCUCUCAAGCCCGAGAGUCUGAUAGCCCUCAUUUCAGUAGUAAUAGUCGGCCUCCUGUCGCUACAGCUACUGAUGAGGAGGAGGUGGACGCAAUGAAGGGUAAAAUAUUAGGGCAUCCACAUUAUCGCUGCUUGUUGGACGCUUAUAUCAACUGUCAAAAGGUUGGGGCUCCUCCUGAAGUUGUGGCUCGUUUAGAUGCAGCCGGUGGGGAAUAUGAAAGUCGACGGAACGGGACGGAACUGAGCUUUGGAAUGGAUCCAGAACUCGACAGGUUCAUGGAGUCUUAUUGCGACGUGCUAAAUAAGUAUCAUGAAGAGAUGACGAAGCCUUUCAAGGAAGCCAUGGCAUAUUUUAAGAAGAUUGAAACUCAGCUUAGUGCUCUCACCAAAGAGACGAUAAGAAUCUCCCCUUCAGCCGAAAGUGAUGAUAAAACAGAGGGAGGUGGUUCUUCAGAGGAAGAUUGCAGCACUGGUGAAAUGGAAUACCAGGAACUGAAUCAAACUUCACAGGACAGAGAAUUGAAGGAUCGUCUACUUCGUAAAUAUAGUGGAUAUUUAAGCAGCCUGAAACAAGAAUUUAUGAAGAAAAAGAAGAAAGGGAAGCUACCUAAAGAAGCCCGCGAGAAACUAUUUGAUUGGUGGAGUCUCCACUACAAGUGGCCUUAUCCUUCGGAGACUGAAAAGGCAGCUUUGGCCGAAUCUACAGGGCUGGAUCAGAAGCAAAUAAAUAAUUGGUUUAUAAACCAAAGGAAACGCCACUGGAAAUCUUCUGAAGAUACACAAUUUGUGGUAAUGGAUAGUUAUGGUCCAUCCUUCUACGUGGAGAGACAUCACAUGAAUGAGGGUUCUGCCUUUUAAUUUAGAUUGGUAGCUCGACUUCCAUUGUUUUCAUCAGACAGCAGCAAAAAUUAUAUGGGUAACACUUUCGUGAAGGAUGCUUAAUAAGUUAACUUUAUAGUGUAGGAUACAUAUUGCAUGUGUUCCCACUAGCCUUGAGCACAGGCACCAAACUUCGCUACCGCCAGUGAACAAAUAUUGCUUCAAAAGAAGUUGAUUCAAUCUUUUCGUUUUUUUUGAUACUCAUAAUUUAUUAAACCACAUUAUGAUCCUCGUGAUAUAAAUAUGAUUUGUAUUGUGUUUAAAUGUACUAUAUUGUCUUCUGGACGCUAAUGGUAUUGUAGAUUCCAGAUAUAACUGUUCAAGGAUCUAAAUUAACUCGUUGUAUUUGCUGUUUAUCAACAAUUUACAUGGGCAAUGAUCCAUUGAUGCUA
Messenger RNA from Cryptomeria japonica (Japanese cedar), 2989 nucleotides. Its product is annotated as homeotic protein knotted-1. Gene Ontology annotation, biological process: regulation of DNA-templated transcription. Lineage: Eukaryota; Viridiplantae; Streptophyta; Pinopsida; Cupressales; Cupressaceae. The record is from RefSeq and is a predicted model, not a curated record. Gene Ontology annotation, molecular function: DNA-binding transcription factor activity, RNA polymerase II-specific; DNA binding. Bases 1308 to 2576 code for a protein of 422 amino acids. Gene Ontology annotation, cellular component: nucleus. The transcript is spliced from 5 exons.